AAUUAUUUCUCUCUUUCAAAAUUUUAUCACUCAAAGAAUCUGAAAAAAAAUUCUUUCAUCAUUUUUUUUUUAUAUCUUUGUUUGAAACAAAAAAAUGAGCAACAUAAGCAUGGUUGAAGCAAAGCUUCCACCAGGGUUCAGAUUUCAUCCUAGAGAUGAAGAACUUGUGUGUGAUUACUUGAUGAAGAAGGUUACUCAUAGUGAUUCUCUUCUCAUGAUUGAUGUUGAUCUUAACAAGUGUGAACCAUGGGAUAUUCCUGAAGCGGCAUGUGUGGGAGGAAAAGAAUGGUAUUUCUAUACACAAAGAGAUCGAAAAUAUGCAACAGGCCUACGCACAAAUCGUGCAACUGCGUCGGGCUAUUGGAAGGCCACUGGAAAAGACAGAUCUAUCCUUCGAAAGGGCACUCUUGUUGGCAUGAGAAAGACUUUAGUGUUCUAUCAAGGAAGGGCACCAAAAGGAAGAAAAACUGAAUGGGUUAUGCAUGAGUUUCGCAUUGAAGGUCCUCAUGGCCCUCCUAAAUUUUCUUCUUCUAAGGAAGAUUGGGUAUUGUGUAGGGUAUUCUACAAAAACAGAGAAGUUGCCACAAAAGCAAGCAUGGGUAGUUGCUAUGAUGACACAGGCUCUUCAUCACUUCCAGCAUUAAUGGAUUCAUACAUCAGUUUUGAUCACCAAGCUCAAUUCCACACAGACGAAUAUGAGCAAGUGCCCUGCUUCUCCAUUUUCUCUCAAAACCAAAUGAAUCCAUUCUUCAACCAUACAACAACAAACAUGGAGCCAAAACUACCUACACUCAACAAUAACAACAAUCCAACAACUACAUUUGGAGGAGCACCUUAUAGCUUAGAUCCUCUGUCUUGUGAUAGAAAAGUUCUGAAAGCUGUUUUGAGUCAACUCUCAAAAAUGGAAAGAAACACUCUUGAUAAUAAUGCUAAUAGUAAUCAAAAUCUAAAAGGAUCGUCACCAAGCUUAGGUGAAGGAAGUUCUGAGAGUUACUUAUCUGAAGUGGGUAUGCCCCAUAUGUGGAAUAGUUACUAAUAUUGUUGGACUUCACUCCUAUUUAAAUUUUCUUGGUGUAGCCUCUUCAAUAGAUUGAAUUCUUUAUUCUUGCAUUAUCAUAAUUUUAUAGCGGCAGAGGAUUCAGCGGAAUCUUUUGCCGCUAUAAUAUGAUAGUGCAGAAAUUAGAGAAUUCAAUAGCAAUAAAAUGGUGUACACAGUCAAAAAUAGGAGUUAGAAAAGAAAAGAGGAGUUUGAUUGAUUUAAGUUAUGUAAUAGUAUCCAUGUAUUUUUCUCAUGAUAUUAGCUAUUAAUAUAUAAAUAUAUAUAUCCAAA
Molecule: messenger RNA, 1330 nt
Organism: Lathyrus oleraceus (garden pea)
Lineage: Eukaryota; Viridiplantae; Streptophyta; Magnoliopsida; Fabales; Fabaceae
Product: NAC domain-containing protein 21/22
Exons: 3
Coding region: 95-1036 (313 amino acids)
Biological process (GO): regulation of DNA-templated transcription
Molecular function (GO): DNA binding
Source: RefSeq, a predicted model, not a curated record